GUGGCCCAAAUGUGGGCGGGAACGUGGCCACGGAGCCGCCUGUGGAACUUCCCGGCGCGAGGGUGGCGGCUGCGGCGGCGCUGGGACAAUGGCCGGAGGGCGGGAUGGGGGAGCCGGAACGGUGCGUCCCCGAACGUUCCACGAGCGGCGGUUGGCGACGGUUGAAGCACCCGCCAAUCCCUCGCGCGCCGUCCUCACGCGAGUGGGCCGCGCGCUUCCCGCCUUUCGCGCGCCAUGACCAAAGACAGCCCCUCAGGAGGAGGAGGAGGAGGAGGGGGCAGCGGGGGGACUCCCCUUCAUCCGGGCACUCCCCGCCUGUCCCCCCGCAAGGCUCCGUCCCAAGCCCUCGGCGGUGCCGCCGGGGGGAGCGCGGCCUGCUCCGGCCUCGGCGGCUGCCUUCCCCCUCCUCCUAUUCCUGCCGCGCCGCCGCCGCCCUUCCACGAGGACCACCGCCGGGAGCUGGAAGCGGUGCGGGCGGAGCUGGAAGCCGAGCGCCUGCGCUCCCAGGAGGCCCGCCGCCGCUUCGCCCUCGAGUCCCGGGAGCUGCGCGAGGCGGCCGAGCGCGACCGGCAGCUGCUGGCCGACCAGCUCCGCUCCAAGUGGGAGCAGCAGCGGGCCCGCGAGCUCCACCAGCUGAGGGAGGCCAGCGCCCGCCAGCGCGAGGCCGAGAUCCGGCAGCUGCUGCGCUGGAAGGAGGCGGAGCUGCGCGAGGCCCAGGAGCUGCUGCAGCGGGAGCGCGACGCCGCCAUGCGGCAGGCCCGGGACCUGCAGCGCCAGCUGGCCGAGGAGCUGGUCAGCCGCAGCAACCGAGGAGCAGGAGGAAGCGGCAGCAGCAGCAGCGUGGCCGGCCUGAGUGGCGAGUGCCGCGCCAAGCUCCAAGAGGUCCUGGGCAAGCUCCGCUGGGACGUCGACGGCGACCAGGCUGCCCGCAUCCGCCACCUCAAGGCCGAGCUGGAGCUGGAGCGGAGCCUCUUCCUGAAGUAUAUCCUGGAGCGCUUCGAGGGGGAGCAUGCCCCGCCCGGCUCCCCGCAGAGGUCCAGGCAGCAGACCCCCUCCCAGCCGCAGACCCACCACCACCAGCAACAGGGCCCCAAAAUGGGCAAGAGCAGGCCUCGCUCUUUGGAGAGCCUCAUCACCGCCUGCUCCCCGGACAGCGGGACAGCCUCCAAGUCCCGCUCCCUGGAUAGCAACCUGAGCAGAUGCCAGCCUCAGAACCACCACCACCACCAUGCCCUGCUGGAAGGAGGGAGCCCCAUGGACGAAGGCAGUAGCCUGCAGCAGCAGUUGGAGCCCGAGAAGGCUUCCUUGGAAAAAGAGAAGGCGCGCUUGGAAGAAGGGGCCAAAGAAGAGGAGUCUGCAGAUGCUCCUCCAGAAGGGAAAGGGUGCGGAUUGGGCUCGGUGGGUGAAGGUGCGCCUCUGGUGGCCCAGCAGCAAGACUGGCUGUCGGGCAGCAGUUACGACCAGCUGGUGAAGCAGAACACGGACCUGGUGCUCGCUCUGGAGGAUCUAGAGCAACGGUGCACUCAUCUCAAGGAGGAGAACGCCCUGCUGAGGAAGAGCAGCUUCCCAGAGAUGCAAGACAAAGUGAAGCGACUGAAGAGGAAGAACGCGGAGCUGGCAGGCAUCGCCAAGCGCCUAGAAGAAAGAGCCAAGAAACUGCAAGAAUCCAGCCUCAAGGUUGGCAGCACCCCAAUACCUUUAGCUCUGACUUGCUCUGAUGCGGACCUGUACAAAAGCACUUUUGCUCGGCAGCGGGCAAAAGACCUGAGUGAACAAGCCAGUGUUUUGCUGACUAAGGAUCAGCAAUUAGAAGCCUUGCAGAAGGAGUGCUGGGAACUUCAGGCCAAACUGUCUGCAGGCAAGGAGAGCACCUAUUUGCUCAAUAUCAGUGAUUUUGAUCGCUUACUGCGAGAGUCUCAGAGAGAAGUGCUAAGACUGCAAAGGCAAAUAAUGCUUAAGAACCUAAGGGAAUCUCUUCAGUCCUCCAAAAUGGCUGCAAAUGAUACUUCUUUGUCAGUUGUCAUUCAGGAAACAUCAUCGGUGGACACAUGUUUAGAAGACUCAUCUUUGCCAAAGGAGGUGCCAAAAACAUUGAAUACAUUGGUAAAAGAUGUAGAAUCAGAAGCACUAGCAUUGGGAAAUGGUGCUAAGAACAGUGAAAACAGUACUUUAAAAUCAGAUUCAGAUAGUGAGUAUCAUUUACAGACUCUGAAAAGGAAACUUGCUGAAAAAAUCAAGCAGUGUGAAAACCUUAAACAUGACGUGGAUGAAAAACAGAAGAGAUGCAAUGAUUUGGAACUGCAGCUUAAUGAAGUACUGAGUGAAAAUGACAGGCUUGCGAAGGAGAACUCUGAACUGCAUGAGAAAAAUGAGCAGACAGAAAAGAUUCAAAAUGAAAAUGCUGAGAUAAAGGUGAAACUCAUGCAGGCAACUGACAAUCGAAAUUCUGCAGUUCAGGUGACUAAAGGACUUGAAAUCAAAGUGGAGAAUUUAGAGCAAGUAAUUAGGAACAUGAAAGAGACAAAAGAAAGACGGCAACAGUUAGAAUGUGAACAUGAGAAAACCUUAUUAGUGCUGCAAAAGAAAGAGGAAGAAAUACGACAGCUGCAGCAAAUACAGACAGACAUAAAAAGAGAACAUGAAGAAGCGGUACAGCUACUUGAAGCUCAAGUGAAAGAGUUAGAAAAUCAGUAUCAUAGUCAGACUGAACACUUUAAUCUUCUGUCAGAAGAACUUGAGCGAUUACAAAUAAAAAAAUCUGGACUGAUGGAAUCGGAAUUAUCAUAUGCAACAUGCAAUUCGAAAGCAAUAAACUGUCCAGAAAAAUGGGGGCAAGAUACCUGCCACAACAGACUCCAUUGUAGUAAGAGUAUCAAUGAUGAAGACUCUGCAUCCAUGGGUUCUGUUGGCUUGACCCCAAAAGUUAAAGCAUUAGAAUCUCAGUCAAAUUCAUCUGCAUCUGAAUCCAUGCAGAACAGCUCUAAAUCUUGCCUUAACCCAGAAGAAGAUACGGCAGGUGAAGCAGAAGAACUAGAGGCAGAUAAAGUUUCUAUAAAUCAACAACUAGAACAUCAAGGUUCUUCAAAACUUUCUGUGUUCUUAGCAAGAUACAGCUAUAAUCCUUUUGAUGGUCCUAAUAAGAAUCCCGAGGCUGAACUUCCACUUACAGCUGGAGAAUAUGUUUAUAUCUAUGGGGAGAUGGACGAGGAUGGUUUCUAUGAAGGGGAGUUGAUGGAUGGCAGAAGAGGGAUGAUACCCUCAAAUUUGGUAGAAGAAGUUUCAGGUAAUGAUCUAAUAAGUUUUGUUCCUUCAGAGUUGAGUGACGUUUCUUAUCAUUCCUACCGUGAAAUGGGUUUCCCUUGCCAAAGUGCCAGUAGUGAAGAAAAAAGUGACAGCCCUGACGAAGAUGUGUGUGUGAAUCUGCUGCCUGACAGACUGGGAGGAGGACUAUGUGAUGAUCAGGCAGCAGUGCCUUACCCCCAGAAUCUGACUCUUAUCAAACAGUUUGCUAGUUCUGUUGUUAUAGGCUGGGAUCCACCACAUAUGCUAGAUAGCUGGGGAGAAGUGCAUAGCUAUAACAUCUUUGUCAAUGCAGAUUUAUGUCACAAUGUGAAAUAUGGCAGUCAGAUGAAAGCAGUGAUUGAGAACCUGGAUUUAAAGUUGCAUUCUUAUCGGAUCUCAGUUCAAAGUGUGACGGACAAAGGAAAUUCCAAUAAGAUGCAAUGUACUUUCCUUGUAGGAAACAUUUUUCAUAUUGCACCAACACUUCUGGAGCUUCGGAGUAUCACUGCAACAUCAGCAAAAAUCACGUGGUUGCCAAGCAACAGUAACUAUACUCAUUCAGUGUACCUUAAUGAAAAGGAAUAUGGUGUAACAAAGGCAGGGAUCUGUUGGUAUACUUUCCAAAACCUUAGACCCAGUACACAGUAUGGUGUAAAAGUGGAAGCGCUACUUCAUAAGGAAGUAUUGGUGUUUCCUAUGGGGAAUUUGGAGAAGAAAUCAACAGCAGUUACAUUUACUACUCCAUCAGCAGGACCACCUGAUGCUCCCCUUGAUGUCCAAGUACAACUUAGUUCUUCUGCAGAGUUUCUAGUUAUUAGCUGGUUACCUGUAACAAUUGAUGCAGUAGGAUCAUCCAACGGAGUGAAAGUCACUGGCUAUGCAAUUUAUAUUAAUGGACAGAAAAUAACAGAAGUCACAUCACCAACAGCUGGAAGUGUAUCAUUAGCAGUGCCUCAACUAAAUUUGUUCCAAGGGUCUUGGAAGGUUUCUGUAAGAACUGUGUCCCCGUUUGGGGAAUCUGAGGAUUCUGUGCCAGCUUUAAUCCCUCUCACUCUUUUAAAAGUUCCUAAUUCUUUACUGUCAAAGUGUGUUGCCUCUGGCCAGGCCUCUGAGUUGACUUUCAAAGAAUUCUUGGCGUCUGAAGAUAGGCACAUCUCUGCAACAACUACUACAUCUUCAUCUGUUUUCUCACAUAUGUGCAUGGCCAAUGCAGACAGUAAUUUCACCAUUCACUUCACUUCUGAUUGCAAAGGAUCUGUAGUUCCUAUGCCAGUGAACAUUUCUCAGAAUCAUGUGUCCUCUUCUACACUGACAAUUUUGCACAAUGCAAGAAAUAAAGAUGAGGAUGAUUUCACUCUGCACACAUCUGUUGGGAAGCAAUCUUCAGAACAUGUUUUUCCUCCGUCAAGGUGUGAUGGAUCACCCAGUUCCACACCAACAGUAGUUGAAAGAGAAAUGUCAGAAGAACAUUCUCUGACUAAAACAGCCAUAGGUAAAAACCAGCCAGACACCAGCAAGAUCAAGGUGUAUACAAUGACCCAGUGUACCAAUAUGACAGCAAAAGAUUCAACUUUCCAAUACCAUAUUGAGAAUUCUGGUGCAGCCUGCUUGCAUCUUGAGCCCAAUAUUUCUUCUAUAGAGUUUGAACUGAAGAAGGACAGUUCUAGAGAUGCAGGAAUGUGUAACAUCUGUUUUCAGGAAGAACCAGGUUGUUUCUCUGAGAAGAAACACAUGAAGCAGAUUAAACAGUUAUGCAAAGAACUCUCUAAUCUGAGUGUGUCUAAUGUUGAAACAGAGGAAGAACAAAUACCAAGAAAUGAAAGUUGGAAGACUCCUCUUGAUGACCACAACCAUGUUUCAGAUCUUUCAGAUAUAGAGGAAGAGAACCAAGAAUAUAUAAUGAACAUUUCUUGCCGAGAAGACUCAAAACCACAGGAGAGGUCAAUAUCUCCUGUAGGACUGGCAAAAGAUAAGAUUAUAACCAUGAGUCUGAGAGUUGAUCGAUCAGUGCCUCAUUCAGGCACUCAAAGCAGCUUUGUUUCAGGAGAUACAAUGAAUGAUGACCCAGGAAGGCUUUUUGUAGCCCUUUUUGAUUAUGAUCCCAUAAGGAUGUCGCCUAAUUCUGAUGCAGCUGAGGAAGAGCUACCCUUUAGAGAGGGACAAAUUCUAAAAGUGAUUGGUGACAAAAAUGCUGAUGGAUUUUACAGAGGUGAAUGCGAAGGAAAGAAAGGGUAUAUUCCCUGCAACAUGGUAUCUGAAAUGUACAUUGAGAGUAAGGAAGUGAAAGAACAUCUAUUAAAGACAAGUUAUAUUACAGAUGAAAACUUAUGAAGAGGUUAUAUCUACUGGAUUGAGGAGAGGGCACUGCUGCUGUUUGGAUCAAAGCCAUAUUAAGGACAGGUUUGGGAGCUACACUUCGAAUACAUUCCCUAUUAUUUGUAUUAAAACACCUUAUUUAUUAAAAUAUUUGCAGAGUU
This is a messenger RNA of Rhineura floridana, 5759 nucleotides long. Its product is annotated as peripheral-type benzodiazepine receptor-associated protein 1-like. The coding region runs from base 235 to 5613 and encodes 1792 amino acids. The record is from RefSeq and is a predicted model, not a curated record. Lineage: Eukaryota; Metazoa; Chordata; Lepidosauria; Squamata; Rhineuridae. The transcript has 2 exons. Gene Ontology annotation, biological process: neuromuscular synaptic transmission. Gene Ontology annotation, molecular function: protein binding.